AUGAAAAAUCUUAUUUAAACUAUAUGUUUCUUUUUAUUACAGACUGCAUUAGCCUAAUUGAUGAUGCAUAAAUACAAUCAGCUGGAAAUCAAAGGAAUAGAGUUUGAUUGGAGCGCAAGAACCAUGCCUAUAGGAGAUUAAUAACUCUUAAUUGCUUAGAAUAUUAGAGGGUAUGAUUAGUUAUUCUAAAUCCAAUUAAUGAUUAUAGACAUUGGGAAAAACGAUGUUGUAAAACAAAUAACUAUAGGAGGAGUUGACGAGAGCAACUAUUGCCCGGAUAUACUCAUAAUGAAUGAUUCAAUCUUUAUUGCAUUUGUUAGUGAGAAAGGAAGUAUUUUAAAUGUGUUGGUGAAGAAGUUUAACUUAUUUCUUGAAGAUUCUCGUAUAGAAUUAAAUUUAGGAACUACGAUUCAAGAAGUAAAAAUUAUAUAAAAAAUGCAAUUCAUUUGUCUGUUUCAGUUAAAUAAAAAUUUAUUAACAGUUUUAUGGUAUGCAUAAGGAAAAGAAUAUCCUACUAAAUAAUGGAAUAUGAUAUUGUAUAAUCCAACUACAGGAGUUAAAGGUGAAAUAUUGAUUUUGCCUGAUAGUGAAUUUGUGUCAGUUACAUAAAAUAAUUUAGGAAUUAUUGCAAUAGCCUAAUCCAAUAAUAACAACAUAAUAUUAUCUAAAUUAUUCGAAGGAAAAUUAACCACAAGAUCAAUCUCUUCAGAUAUCUAUUAUUUUCAUCAACAGAGAGUAACAAUCAGAAGUUUAUCCACAAAUGAAUUUGUUGUUGUUAGAUGGACAAAUUAUAUAGACAUCAUUCUUAGGAGGUUUGAUAGAGAUUUUGAAGCAUCUCAAAGUCCAUUUAGAAUUUUAGCAAAAGAAUUUUGUACAAUUGAUAGAAUUCAAUAGAUUGAUAUCAGCCUCACAGAUUCUCAAUUAAUUUUAGUAAAUAAAUGCUAAGAAGAGAUAAAAAUAUAAUAAAUUGACUUAUUGAAUUUUCACUAUAAUCAAUACAAUUCAGAAUAAUAUAGAUAAAUUGAUGUUGAUAAUAAAUAAAACUUAUAUUCCAUUUAAAUUAAUUAUAUUAAUCAUAAUAGAUUAUUACUUAGAUGGUUUACACAAUAAUUUAACUAUUAUACCUUAAGUGUUCAACUAAUAGAUUUGAACCUAAAAAUAAAUGAAUGCAUUUUGAAUUGUGAUAAUUGUGAUAACUUAUUUAAGUGUCAAGAAUGUAAUAAAAAUUACUAAUUGGAUACAAUUAAAAAUCAUUGCAAUCCAAUCUGUCCUGAUAAUUGUUUAUAUUGCUCCGAUGCUACUUACUGUGAUAGAUGUAAGUUGGGAUAUUAGUAUACAAAAGAAAAUUUAUGUGUAAGUCCAACAAAUGAUUUUAAGGAAUUGAAAGUGAGCAGAGAAACAGAGAGUAAAGGCAAAGGGAAAAUAAUCAAUAAAGAUCUUUUUAUUAUUGUUAUAUAUAGUGUUUAUUAAAGCGAUAAAUAAUAAUAUUUGGUCAUUAGAAAACUUGACAAUCAAGGACAACUAUUAAAGAAGGUGGAACUUUAAUAAGAUCUAUAAGCAUUGGUUGAUUAUGAUAUUGCUGAUUCUUUUGAUGAUGAUGUCUUUUUCAUAUUCAUUAAGUGG
Molecule: messenger RNA, 1623 nt
Organism: Paramecium tetraurelia
Lineage: Eukaryota; Ciliophora; Oligohymenophorea; Peniculida; Parameciidae
Exons: 1
Source: RefSeq, a predicted model, not a curated record